AUGAGAAAGUUAAUUAGAUAAUAAAUAGAGAAAGAAGAAGAUGAAACAGAUGAAGUACAAAAUUUCGAAAAAUUAUCAUUUAAAUAAGAUUAUUUAAAAAUAUAAACUGAAGAACUUAUCACAGGUAUAAAAUCCUUUAAUAUCUAUUCUGGAACUGACGUUUUGAGAGGAUUAAAAGGAGGAGUUACUCACUUAAAUAAAAUUUUGAAAGUUUUAAGUUCUGAAAGAUAAGAAAUUAAUGUUUGGAUAAGUGGUGUUUAUGGAAAAAUUUAAGUUUUUCAUAGAUAUUAUAGAGAAUUUUUUUAAAGUGGAAUAUUCGGAAAUACUUCAACUUUUUGCGUUGUUAUAAAUACUGCAGUUUUGGCUAUGAAUGGUCUUUUUUCAGAUUAGAAAUCUAAUGAUAUUUUAGAUUAAUUAAAUUAAAUAUUUACAUAUAUUUUUAUAGCAGAGAUGGCAGCUAAACUAUUGGCUUUUGGUCCUUUGGGUUAUUUAAGAGAUAGAAUGAAUAUUUUUGAUGGAUCAAUUGUAUUAUUGUCUAUUUUUGAAUUAAUUUUUUUUUCUGGAGGAAAUUCGGCAGUUUCUGCGUUUAGAUCAGUUCGUAUUUUUAGAACUUUUAGAGUUUUAAGAGUUACUAGAUUACUUAGAGGAUUAGAGUUUAUGGGAAAGAUUAUAUCGGUUAUUAUGAUUACUUUGGAUUCUUUUAUUUAUAUAGCACUUCUUUUGUUCCUAUUUAUUUAUAUUUAUACACUUUUAGGUAUGUAGAUUUAUGGAGGAUAAUUAAAUUAAAAAAAUAUUGAUAUUAGAUAAAACUUCGAUGAUUUUUAAAGCGCUUUUAUUACUGUAUUUUAAUUAGUUACUUUGGAAAACUGGAAUGAUAUUUUAUAUAAAACUUUUAAUUCAGAUAUUAAUAAAGGAGUAACUACUAUUUAUUUGGUUUCUUGGAUUUUUAUUGGAAAUUGGACUUUCCUGAACCUUUUCUUAGCCAUUUUACUUGAUGGAUUUACUGCUUCAAGUAUGAAUGAACAAGAGGAUAUUUAUGAUGAUGAAGGAAAUUAAUAUGAAUAUGAUGUUUCUUAUGAUGAUUCUGAUCAAAAAUAAAUUCAAUAAAACGAAGAAGAAGGUAAUUUCUAAAGAAUAGAUACUGAUGAAAUGGAAUAGAUUGAAAUGCAAAUGCUCCUUGAAGAUUAAAAAGAAGGAUUAAAAGUUCAACUUUUCAAAGGAAUUUAAUGUUAGGAUUCAUUAUUCAUUUUUUCUUAAUAGAAUAAAUUCCGUAUUAUUUGUUAUAAAAUUGUAUAACAUAAUCAUUUUGAGCAUAUGAUUUUAGCAUUUAUUGUUACUUCAUCAAUUAAGUUAGUUGUAGAUAGUUAUAUAGGAGAUGACAAUUAGGCUCUUAUUAUUUCUGAUUAUAUAGAUUAUGUAUUUAAUAUUAUUUUCACUUUAGAAGCCAUGCUAAAAAUUAUUGCAUAUGGAUUCAUUUUCGAUGAAAAUUCUUACUUAACUGAAUCAUGGUCUUAAAUCGAUUUCUUUAUUGUUUGUUCAGCUUUAAUUGAUAUGUGUUUUGAUAAUGUUAAUAUUCCUGUGAUUAAAAUUCUUAGAAUGCUUAGAACUCUUAGGCCUUUAAGAUUUAUAAGUCAUAACGUAAAUAUGAAAGUUGUUGUUAUAGCUUUGUUUGAAUCAAUUAGUGGUAUUUUAAAUGUACUUGUUGUUAUUAUUUUAAUUUGGAUUAUGUUUGCCAUUUUAAGCAUUUCAUUAAUUGGUAAUAGAAUGGGAUAUUGUAACGGGCUUUAAAACUAUUAUGGUAUUAAUCAAACUACUUGUAAUUAAAUAUGUUAAGAAAAAUAGGAACUUAAGUGUAGUUGGUCAAUAUUUGAUACUAAUUUCGACAAUAUCUUAACAAGCAUGACUACUUUAUAUAUAGUUAGUUCUUUAGAAAACUGGCCAAAUAUAAUGUUUUAAGCAGUAGAUUCUAACAUGCCUGAAUAUGGUCCUGAUAAAGAUAAUUAUUAAAUAAUUUAAUACUUUUUUGUAGUUUUUAUACUUAUAGGCUCAUUCUUUUUAGUAAAUUUAUUUGUUGGUGUUAUAUUCUUUAACUUUAAUAAUGCUUAAAAGAAUGAGAAAAGAUAAAGUUCUAUUUUUUUAACGGAGGAAUAAUCACGUUGGAUUGAAUUACAAUAAAUGAUUAUUGUUGUGAAAGCUGAAUUUGCAGCAAAUAAAGAACCAACAAAUUAAGUUGCGAAAAAAAUAUACCAAAUAGUAAUAAGUUAAUAUUUUGAUUCGGCUAUUAUGAUCUGUAUUAUUUUAAAUAUUAUUUCAAUGGCUUUAAGUUAUGAAGGUUCUAGUAUAGAAUAUAAUAAUACUUUAGAAAAAAUAAAUUACUUUUUUACUACAGUCUUUAUCGUUGAACUUAUUAUGAAAUUAAUUGCUUUCAGGUUUGAAGGAUUUUGGAUUUCUUCAUGGAAUAAAUUUGAUCUUUUUGUUGUUAUUUCAAGUAUUAUUGAUAUUGUCCUUAACUUUUUGGGAAAUGGCAUUUCUUUUCUAAGGGUAGGACCUUAAUUAAUUAGAAUUGUUAGAGUUCUUAGAGUAACUAGGCUUCUCAAAUUAGUUAAGAGCAUGCAAGGCUUACAAAAAAUAAUUGAUUGUAUGGUUUUUGCUUUCCCUUCGCUAAUGAAUGUAGGAGCACUUUUAUUAUUGGUCUUUUUUAUUUAUUCUGUUUUGGGAGUUUUUCUUUUUAAAGAUGUUAAAUAAGGAAAUAUUAUUAACUCUUAUAAUAAUUUCUUUAAUUUUGGUAAUGCAAUGAUUACUCUUUUUAGAUGUUCUACAGGUGAGAAUUGGUAAGUUUUCAUGUUUGAUUGUGGAAAAACUGAAGGUUCCUUCAGUAAAAUAUAUUUUAUUAGUUUUAUUCUCAUUUGUACAUUUAUUAUGCUUAAUCUAUUUAUACUUAUUAUUAUUUAGUAUUUUGAAGACUAUCAUAUGAAAGAGGAUAAUCCUUUGUAGUUUUUUAAUGAUAAAGUUGAAAUUUUUAGAGUAACUUGGUCUAAAUUUACUGCUUUUUCUUUAGGAGAAAAAAUUGAGGUAAAAAACAUAGUUAAUUUUUUAUAAGAAUUACCACAUCCUUUAGGUAAAAAAAUAUGA
Ichthyophthirius multifiliis is the source of this 3132-nucleotide messenger RNA. RefSeq lists its product as hypothetical. The transcript has 4 exons. The record is from RefSeq and is a predicted model, not a curated record. Gene Ontology annotation, cellular component: membrane; voltage-gated calcium channel complex. Gene Ontology annotation, molecular function: high voltage-gated calcium channel activity. Lineage: Eukaryota; Ciliophora; Oligohymenophorea; Hymenostomatida. Gene Ontology annotation, biological process: calcium ion import across plasma membrane.